UGUUGAGGCUUCAUCGGUCUUUCGCUUUACACAACAAAGGGCAAACCGCCUUCACGUCAACACGGACUUCAGGGUGAAACUUUUCCACGAGCGUCCUCCGGUUUGCUUGUUGUCCAGAAAAGCUGAAAGCCUCGCGCAGCCCAGACAGGAGACGCCAAACUGUCGUGGAAAUUAGACAACACUCGCAGACUCGUCCUCUGAAGAAACAUGGCCACCCCUCCAUCCUACACUGAUCUCGGCAAAGCAGCAAAGGACGUUUUUAAUAAGGGAUAUGGGUUUGGGCUGGUGAAGCUCGAUCUGAAGACCAAGUCAGCCAAUGGAGUGGAGUUUAAGACGUGCGGCUCGUCCAACAUCGACACGGGAAAAGUGAGCGCAAAUCUGGAGACCAAGUACAAAUGGGAUGAGUACGGAGUGACCUUCACUGAGAAGUGGAGCACAGACAACACACUCGGUACUGAGAUCAGUGUGGAGGACCAGCUCACUAAAGGACUGAAGGUGACCUUUGACACAUCAUUCUCUCCAAACACAGGGAAGAAGAGUGGGAAAGUGCAGGCGGCGUAUAAGUGUGAGUACGUGAACAUGGGCUGUGACGUGGAUUUUGAUUUCUCCGGGCCGCUGGUUCACGCCGCCGGCGUUAUCGGGUACGACUCCUGGCUCGCCGGCUUUCAGACGACCUUCGACCCCGCCAAGUCCAAAACCACCCACAACAACCUGGCCAUCGGCUACCGGGCGCGAGACUUCCAGCUGCACACACAUGUGAACGACGGCUCUGAGUUUGGAGGUUCUGUGUAUCAGAAGCUGAAUGAUAAUCUGGAGACGGCGGUGAAUCUGGCCUGGGCGGCCGGGAGCAACAACACACGCUUCGGCAUCGCCGCCAAAUACACACUCGACUCCAACGCCUCCGUUAAUGUUAAGGUGAAUAACUCCAGUCUGGUUGGAGUGGGCUACACACAGACCCUCAGACCAGGAGUGAAGCUGACUCUCUCUGCGCUGGUCGAUGGGAAGAGCAUCAACGCCGGAGGUCAUAAAUUCGGCCUGGGUUUCGAACUGGAGGCUUAAACACCCUGUUCCUCCAUCUGUGUGUUUGUGUUCUAUGCAGAAGCAGAACAUUCCAUCUCUCACACUCACACUCACACACUCACACACACUCUUCGUCAUUCCUCUGAGUCUCAGCACUUUAGUUAUUCCUCUAUAUUUAUUUAUUUCCUUCACCAUCUCUCUCACACACGCGCGCUGCUGGACCUGGGUUCAUCUAUACGUAAGAUUUUUUCCCCCUGAAUGUAAUAUUUUUGUCCGUUAGCGUUCCUGAAAUACGCCCGUGUGUUAGUGUUGACCGAACCCCCGCUACUCCACGAACGAUGUCGUUCUCUGCCUUCAUGUGCUCCUCAGAUGUCCCAAAUUAUGAACCCUGAAAUUAUGAAAGCAUUUGCUUUAAAGCGCUCGGCUAGUUAGCUAGCCUGACCGUGGUAUUUAUGAUUAGCUUGGUGUUAACACAUUGCAGUGAUAAAGGAACUUAGCGUUACUGUAUCCUUACAGAAUGAAUAGAGCGUGCAACACUAACAGGACAAACACUAAAUUGCGCUGCAGUAGUAGCGGGUGCUGAAGUGCUGUUACAGUCAACGCUAAGCUCGUGUGAGUGAAUAUAGAGUUACUGUAUAAUUCACAUUAAAGCUGGUAUUCUGCUACUUCCUGCUUCUUUAUUUGACUUUAAUCAGAUUAAUGCACGAACACUUCAGUGAUUUAAAAUUGGUUUAAUGUAGUUAUACGUACAACAACUUCAUGUACACCGGAUAGAUCUGUCUAUAGGUUUAGGUGUGAUUUACACAAUGCUAACCUGCUAGCUCUGCGCCGUAAACGUGUUCGCGGUGUAGCUGCAGGUUUUUAUCGGGGUGGUUCCUUCAAGAGGAGAUACUCGCUCUGAGAUACCACAGUGACAGGAUGCCUUCUUUAACGAUGGGGCCAUUUCCUAAUCUUUAUACCGUUAAACACGUCUGAUGGAAAUAAGAGGCACGGCGGUGUAGCGCGUUAAUCACAGAGUGCCAGGACAGCACAGGAGUGAAGUAAAGUGGAUUGAAGGGCACUUUACUGGACACGCUGACGUUUCUCACUCGCUCGAGGUUUCCCGCUCUAACACACCUGAAAAAAACAUCAACGUGUAACUGAUUUGGUGGUGUGGCAUGGUGCGUAACUGACAUUCAGGGCGUGGCACAGUGCGUAACUGGUCGGG
This is a messenger RNA of Ictalurus punctatus (channel catfish), 2227 nucleotides long. Its product is annotated as voltage-dependent anion-selective channel protein 2. The transcript is spliced from 9 exons. The record is from RefSeq and is a predicted model, not a curated record. Gene Ontology annotation, biological process: monoatomic anion transmembrane transport. NCBI's taxonomy places the organism in Eukaryota, Metazoa, Chordata, Actinopteri, Siluriformes, Ictaluridae. Gene Ontology annotation, cellular component: mitochondrial outer membrane. Gene Ontology annotation, molecular function: voltage-gated monoatomic anion channel activity. Bases 208 to 1059 code for a protein of 283 amino acids.